AGGCCUCAGCAGCUUCUUCUGAGCUGACUGACCCAGAUUGUCCCACAGGGCUUUGACUUAAAGAUGAGUUCACCUCUGUCCACGCUGAAGAAAACGAGACGCGCUCCCCUGCAGGGCCACAGUGAGCAAUGGGUUAAAGAUGAGUUCACCUCUGACCAUGCUGAAGAAAAUGAAACGCGCUCCCCUGCAGGGCCACAGUGAACAAUGGAGCAGAGGAAAACUGCCUUUCAGGAGGAAUCUGUUAAAAGAGAUUCAGUCAGAGCUUGUGGAUGAUGAUGAUGAUUCAUCUGAUCCAGAUCCUCCCAAACCCUGUCACAAUCCAGCCGCCACAAAACCAAAAGCCCCAUUGAAGAAAGGUGCUCCACCGAGCGACCUUGAGCUCAUGUCUGCCAUGAUGCAGCGGGUGACCCUGCUGGAGAAACAAGUGAGGGGCCAAGCCCAGGAGCUGGAACACAAGGAUAAAAAGAUCUCAGUUUUGGAGGAGAAGCUGCGGGAUCAGAACGAAUCAGAGCGAGGUCGUGAUCCUGCAGAGCGUGGCAGAGAUGAUCUUGAAAGAAGGUGCCAAGAACUGCAGAAUCAAGUGCACGAAAUGGAGAGCUUUCUAAAAGACUAUGGUUUGACCUGGGUGGGGGAUGGAGAGAGCAGUGAUUCAGCCGAGUGUACGCAGACGCACAGCUCAGGCACAUCUGGGGUCAGGGAUUUCCACAUGAACUUCAACCUCGUGCUGCAGAGGAUCAAGGAGCUGAACAUCCUCGCAGGGGAGGGGGAGUCUUAUGUGCGGUCGACAGCCACAGGGGCCCAGCUCGCACGAAAGGAUCCUGUCCACCUGAGGCUGUACAGCAACGGCAUCGUCAUGUUCGAUGGUCCUUUCCGCUCAUAUCAGGAGCACAGCACCCAGCAGUGCAUGCAGGAUCUGAUGGACGGGUAUUUUCCAUCUGAGCUUCAGGACCGAUUUCCAGACGGGGUUCCCUUUCAGCUUCACGACAGGCGAGAUGAAGAGUUUAUCUUCAGGCCAGCGUGGGAUCAAUUCCCUGGCAACGGACGGGCUGUUUAUGGGGAGAAAGAUGAUGCUUCAAAUGUUGCCAGCUUUAAAACUCAAGGUCUUUUUUUGGAAAACAUCACUGUGAUACUCCCCCCCCAAAAAAAAAUCAAGCCUGAAAUCCCUCCUUUCAUUCUUAUGUUUUUUUCUUUCUUCUGGUUCUCAGGGAGGAAACUGACCACGGAUCAGUUCCUGAGCAGGAUGCCCAAGGUGGUGGUUAAGGCCGGUCGAGUGAUAGAUAUCAGGGAAUCACUGAGAGCAACCCUGCAGGGUUCAUCUGCUGCCCAGAGCAGCGACUCAGCGAUCCUCAUAGACACAGCAGCACUGCAGGCGAUGGAACAGAGACUGCAGGCGUCCAGCUCUGACCGGCCAUCGUCAGCCCAUGACAUCAUCACGCUCAAGGUGAAGGCCGAGGAUGGGGAUCAUACUUACGUGUUGACGAUGGGCUUCUCGGAGACAAUCGGCCACCUGCGACAGUACCUGGACAAACACAGAGGUGGUGGGCUCCCUGGUUAUGACAUCAUCAGUGCGUACCCACAGUGCUGCUAUGAAGACAACAGCAGGACGCUACAAUCGUGCGGCCUCACGACUAAUGCUACCCUGCUGCUAAGAAGGAGACAACACCCUCAGCCACUGACUGCAGUCAAACAAAUCCACCUAUAAACUAUUGUGUAUGACUUGUUUUCUCUUUCAUAACAGGCGUGUCGUCAUGGGAACAUAACAGAUGUAAGAAAUAUUAUUGACGAUGGCUCUAUUCCAUUCAAGUGCUCAAGACCAGGGCCCUGAAACUGAAGCUGCUAAAUGGAAUUGAGCCAUCAAUGAUCUUAUUAUUUACACAUGCUUUUCCUAUUGUGUCAAAAUGACUUCACUGAAAAGAUUUGGAUGCAUUUUGUUCUCUAAAUUUAAAAACCUAUCACACAAUUCUAUCUUACACCAGGGGAUAACAAUUAAAUCAAAUACAUUUGAAAGAACAAGAAAAGUUGAAAGUCUUUAUUUCUAAAAUAUGCAAAUACAAACAAGGACCAAAGUAUGAAAAUAUAAACAUCUUUUUCCCUUUCGCAAAACAUUUGAGAUGUUAAGUUAAGGCAUGCGGAACCUGACUUUUCCAAAAAGCAAUUUUGUGCUACUCGAGUUUCAAGGUCCCAUGAAAUGAAAAAAAAACAAAAAUGGCUUGUGUGUCCCUGGGUGCGUCGUUCUGUAUACUUUGCCAAAAAGUCAUCAUUGCAUAUGUUUGUACUAAAAUCCCCUUCUCUUCC
Molecule: messenger RNA, 2295 nt
Organism: Hippoglossus stenolepis (Pacific halibut)
Lineage: Eukaryota; Metazoa; Chordata; Actinopteri; Pleuronectiformes; Pleuronectidae
Gene: ubxn11
Product: UBX domain protein 11
Exons: 14
Coding region: 140-1702 (520 amino acids)
Biological process (GO): proteasome-mediated ubiquitin-dependent protein catabolic process
Molecular function (GO): ubiquitin binding
Source: RefSeq, a predicted model, not a curated record